UCUUUAAAGAAAUCUACAAGGUUUUAAGUACACAGCAAGUUGGGGAGACUUUUUUUAUCCUAAAAGAAGUUUCUCAGAAUUGUUCAUGAAAUGCUAAAGGAUAGGACAAAUGUAUCGAGUUACUUGUUGAUCAGAUUUGCUUUGAACAUAAAAGUAUACCUUUACAGACUGGUCCAGUAUAAGAUGAUUAACGUACCACUAAAAGCAGCAGUUCAUUUUAUUAGACUGGAGAAGAAGGUGAUUUGGCAAAAAUUGUAUUCUUUCCAAGUUGUGCUGACUGUCUAGGAAACUACUUUUUCAUUGGUCUUCUUGUGGUAGCCUUAACAGUCUUCCAAAAGGUAUACAAGAAAAUUUGAACAGGUGAUAUUAUGUGCAAGUUAAUAAUAUCUCUUUCUCCCUCCACCAAACUCAUUUUUAUUAAAUAAUUAUAUACUAAUUUUAUAAACAUAAAACAUGUUAUUUGGAUAAUGAUGCCAAGGUAACUGCAACAAAAUUGAUGAGUGUCUGGGCUGAGAAAUUGAAUUUAUACCUGGUGCUACCUUUUUCUGAUUGUUUUGAAUUCCUUUGGUUGCCCUUAGUAUAUUUAGGUGUUUAAAAUACCCUCAGAUUAUUCUGUAUUUAUUUUAUCCAGAGUACAGAUUCAUAUUCCUCCAGUCAAGACGUGCUAAGAGCCUGAUUUUCUUUUAAUUUCAUGGAGAACAAUUGACUAGCCACUAAGAACAGUUAUUAAAACUUGCCAGUUUUCAACUUAAAAUCAGUGAACAUUUGGCAUUUCCUUAAGAAAAGUUUUGCGAGUUUUGCUUUUUUCCCAGUUGUAUUUGCCUAAUUUGUUUUUAUAUGUUAUUUAAAAUUUAGUAAGAUUGUUCUAGAUUCUGAAAGUCAUUUUAGUACUUUUUUUUCCUUGCCUUACCACAGUGAAGACCAGCAGACAUACACAAGAAGAUACUUGUUUUUUAUACCAGGAUUCGACAGUAGACAUGAGAACAGUUACCAUCUUGGCCAGCUUUGACAUAAUCAUACUAUAUUUUCCCACCAGUCAGUCAGAUAAGUUGGAGGGGUAAAUGUGAGGAUUUUAUGGUUCUCUAGUUCCCAGUUUGAGGCCUCUGUUUGCUUAUCAUGAGAAGGUACUUGGUUAGAGUUUUCAGAGGAGGUUAUAUAUAACCUUUGAAGGAGCUCUUUAUAGCCUAGGAAGUUAUUUUAUUUCUACUUAAGGAUAAGGUCUUUAUUGUUAUGUGUUCAUCCAUAAACAUUUUCAACUGUAGAAUUUGUUCUCAAGAAAUAUAAGUGGCAAUACUCUUAGAUACCACUUUAAGUGAUGUUGAACCACAAAAAUCAAAAUUGGAUUAGCUGUAAUAUUUCAGAUCACAAUAACUUUAAUGAAAUCACUGCCAUUAUUGCAUAUUUUUCCAAUUACUUGAGAACCUUCUAUGUUUGGUUGCUGGGAUAUUGCCAUGGUCACAUUCUGUGUUGGUUUGGAGUGGUGAGUUGUGGAAUCAGUGGCAACUCAGGACGCCCAGGCUUGGAAGUAGGCUGUCUGAGAAGUCUUCAUUGUUUUGAAGCCACACUUGACAUGGACCAGAAGGUUCUGAAGAGACUGGUGGAAUCCAUCAGUAAGAGUGUCAAUAACUUCAAAAAGAGUGAAAUAGAGUGUCUCAUAAGAAUUUUUCACAACGUGGUGGGAAGAGGUGAUAUGAAACUUGGUAACGUCGGACUAGAUUGUAACACAUUUCGAGUGAUCCUGCACAGCAUAUUUGGAAUGACUGAUGAUGUGCUAAUGAACAGGGUAUUUUUUGCAUUUGACAAAGACAAUGAUAACUAUAUAAAUGUGAAAGAGUGGGUUAAAGGACUAUCAGUGUUUCUUCGAGGGACUUUUGAAGAAAAGCUGAAGUUUUGUUUUGAAGUUUAUUAUUUCAAUGGUGAUGGUUACAUUUCUCGAGAGAGAAUAUAUGACAUGUUGAAGAACAGUCUACACCAACAGUCACCUGGAGAAGAGACUGAUGAAGGAAUAAGAGAGUUGGUAGAUAUAGCACUGAAGAAAAUGGAUUACGACAACGAUGGCAGGGUAUCUUUUGCAGAUUUUGAAAAAGCAGUGAAAGAAGAGAGACUUUUGUUGGAAGUGUUUGGGCCAUGUUUACCGGAUGCAAAGGUUUUCCUGGAGCCAGUUCUUUACACAUUUACACAGAUUAUAGUUCAGUGCCUACGAAUGACCAAAGACUCCCAACAGCUCUUGCCAAAAAUUCAGGUAAGUUUUCCACUUCGCUCUUCACACUGCCAGGUGCCCCUUACCCAACCAGUCAGAAACUCAUCAUAUUCAAUAGCUUUUUAGACACUGUCUUUUUAACCAAAGGGUGAAAAUUUGGUAAUCUGAGCCUCUAGAAUUAUUCGGAUUUCAGACCACACACACUAUCAUAGUCCAGUGCUGACUCCUCUAGUUCUACAAUCCAUGAACUAGAUCCUAUGACUCCAUUCUGUGCACUGGGAUUUUGUGUCCAGGGCAACUUGAUUAGAAACACGGGGCAUCUGGCCAGCUGGUGUUGUUCAACAGUGGAACUUCCCCACUGUUUUCAGUUUUAGAUUCACAAUUCAAACUGGUCUGCACAUCCGAAGCUGUUUCUCACUGCCUUGUAGUCAAAGCCUUAAUUCCUCAGCAUGGACACAGGCCUUUCAGGAUUCACUCACUGUCCCCUUUUCUAUUCUCAGAUUCACACGUAAGCUGCUGUGUUGCAGUUAUCAUAUAUUACUCACAGUUGCUGAAAAUGCAUGACACUCAUUUAUUCCUCUGGCCCAUUUUUCCAUCUGUUCCUCUCCCUUUCUGGGUAAUGUCUACUUUCCCUUCAGAACUCAGCCACCUUUCUCAUCCUGCAGGAAUCUUCCAUGAAAUAACAUCUAUCCCUUCCCAGGCCAGAUUACAUAACAUUCUGUAAAGAAAAAACUUCGUAGCUUAUACUCACUAGACUGGGAAAACUCUAGGAGGAUAAACUCAGCAAAAUGCCUGACACAUAGGAGGUGUUUAGUAGUAGGCUUUACAUACC
Bubalus bubalis (water buffalo) is the source of this 3032-nucleotide messenger RNA. Its product is annotated as EF-hand calcium-binding domain-containing protein 1. The record is from RefSeq and is a predicted model, not a curated record. Gene Ontology annotation, molecular function: calcium ion binding. The coding region runs from base 1316 to 2326 and encodes 336 amino acids. Lineage: Eukaryota; Metazoa; Chordata; Mammalia; Artiodactyla; Bovidae. The transcript is spliced from 6 exons.